Ciona intestinalis (vase tunicate) is the source of this 5019-nucleotide messenger RNA. RefSeq lists its product as uncharacterized. NCBI's taxonomy places the organism in Eukaryota, Metazoa, Chordata, Ascidiacea, Phlebobranchia, Cionidae. The record is from RefSeq and is a predicted model, not a curated record.
GCUAAAACUUGUAUGUAAAUGCAGCUUUAGAAAACGCUGAAUUGACUUGGACUCUUAAAAUGACGUAAUUUGAAGAGUAUAACACGCGCACCAUCGUGUAAUUAUGAGUGUAUUAGAUGUAAUUGCCAAGACAGAAAUAUCAUUAUUACAACUUACGCGGCUGGCCAUAAGUACAAAAUUGGAAACUAUGUAGCAAUAAAAUGUUUUCGGAUGCUAAAAGUACUUAAGUGCAAUUAAAAUCGCAAAGUUUUUGUGCGGCAACAGCCAUCGAUUCCCCACGCUUUGCGUCAGUAUUUCACUUCAAAAUGUCGUAUUUCUCGUACAACGCAAUACACAAGAUUCUCUAAUUGCAUAAUAUCCGCCCGCAGUAAAAGCCCACUUACAUAUCAUUACGUAUGACCUACGACAUGACAUUGUCAAACGACGAUUUAUCUUCCCGUUACGCACUCAAAUUACGUAAGCGACAUUAUUCAAACUAUUAGCGUGUCAUGUCUGAUCUUUCAAAAAAUGGCGACAAAAACAUUACUUCAAAAACCAAUGCUGGCGAAAAUUUAGAUCAGAACUUUUUCCCCUUUACAUAGCCUACGUCUAUAUACCAACGGUUUUAAGUCUGCAUUAACCGUUUCCGGCGCAUUCUAUAGAUAGCAAAUAUAAAUGCCGCGUUGUCUUGUACAGGAUCUAACUACACAAUAAUCUGUCUGGUACAUUUUUCAAAGCCCGUUCUAUUUUAUACCGUCGCCAGCUGGGUAGGUCUUGUAAAAUCCUGGGCGUGAUUUGGUAUUAAAAUCAUCGCGACAUUAAUAGUUUAUUAUCAGUCCCGUAUCGUGGCAAAUGCGAAAUGGGCUUAAAAAUCCUAAAAUAGCUGGGCGAUUUACGCCUACGCUAAAUUGCGUCACUGUCCGAAAAUUGAAAUGGCCCGAUCGCGUGCAUUAAUAUGUGCCGUUGUGUGCCUUGACAUUUAUUUAAGUACCAACCCUUUGCAUGGCAUUACUAUCGCGACUAGACGUAAACUUUACUCGGAUUAUAAUCGAUGUAAAUUUUAUUGCGUUAUUAUUGUUGAGUAACACCAUGGCUCGGUGCCAUGCUACGUAAUGAGGGAUGUCUCGUCAGUGCGUCAUUUCGUUUGAGAUUUUUCCGCAAUUACGCUGGUACAGCCAUGCAUGGUAUUAGCGUGCGUACUGUGUCGCAAGUUGGUUGUGCAAUUAAACAUGUUCAAACCUAAACUAUGUGGAAUUAGUCACGUACUUUUUCGAAUUAGCGUAUACAUCUCGAUACUAAUGCGAAAAUUACAUUCUGUGUCCUGUUUUCAGGCUCCCUAAUGUUAAUUACUGUAAUAAACGAGCGGUAUGUUAUACAGAUGACGCACUGGUAAAAGUUGUUUCAAUUAUACAGAAUGCGCAUAUGAAAAAAAGAAAAAAGAGUUUAAUUUAAACAAAUGAAUAAAUUAAUGGAAUGUAUUAAUCAAUGAAUGUAUUUAAUGUGUCUUAUAUAAACUUUUGUACAGGUUCGUUAUCAUUUGGGUUUGUAUAAGAUAAAGGCGAACAAAUAACACAAAAGGUCGCCUCUUAUGUCUAUACGUCUUCGUGUGAAACAAAGCAUUACUAUAACACGCAAACAUAAGAAAUCCACUUUCGACUUGAAUGUCAAGCACUGGGAUCCAUGUAAGCGUGACUGCUUCACUAUACGACGAGUUAGAUUUGAGAUAAAAGAAUUUGUAACUUGAGACCUGUUGUUUCCUAAACACUGUAGUUUGAUACAGAAAUCAUAACACGAGCGAGUCUGGUUCUGAGCGUCUUAAGGCGUCGUCGUACAAAAGCAGAUGUAUGCUUGUAAUGUACGGCUAGCUAAUUCCAAUAUUAAUCUAAGGGUCGAAUGUCCGGAUCGUAUUGUGAAAUAGGUUGAAGUGUCAACAAAUAUAGCAGAGCGGAAAGAUUAUCUGUUUGUUAAAGUUGAUACUUCCAAGCCGUUGUAGUACCAGCUUCAGUAAAGAAACAUUGGGAUAUUUUAUACCAGGAAGCCGCCCACCGAGGCCACGAGUUUUUGUCGAAAAUACCUUUUUGGAUCGGACGAUUUAAUAUGGGUGAGGUACGAGCUCAAAGUCGGUACACAACAGACAGAAAGCGUCCGAGUCAGUUCGACCGUGCGCAGAGGAUCAACUUGAUGCAGUCGCGGACGUGCAUGAACCAAAUCGAGAUCCUCGAGAACAAUAUUAGAAAGAAGCUUAAGGUCAUCGAAAACGAGAAAUACGAAGUCGCUCGUUAUCUUCGCUUCUUAAAGACGAGCUCAGGAGUCAGUAGAUUCUCAGAACCGUGUCCCAGAUCACGUGACAUAAGAAUACGGCCAGCCACAGCAUGUGCGCCUGUAAUGAAGUUUGGACGAAGUGGUAAUGCCAACCAUAGUUACAUGGUAUCGGACCCGGCGUUUGGUUGGUCGGAUUCAAAACGUGACGAGGAUUCUAGUCCAAUCAGAGUCCGUUCUGCUUGCAUGAGCAGGUCACGAAUGACUGCUUUCCACAGAACUAUGACGAGAAUACGUAAAAUCGAACAACCGCUGAGGAAAAGGGUAUCGUGGGUGGAUGGCGGCCAAGGUGGCGACGAUGGGAUCAUGCCUUACUCACCUAAAGGGCAAGACUACAGAUCGCUAUCUAAUCCAAACAACGAUGAUUCAGAAGGGACAAAAAAGUGCUUCGGAACGCAAUGCGAAUCCCCAUUACCCAAAAGUGAGCAAGACGAACGAAAUCAAAAAGAGGUCGAAAUGUCACCCAAGGGGAAAAAGAAAAGCAAGCUCUCUGCUGCCACCUCGCGACGGUCUUCAGCUAGCAGUUCAGCGGGGCCAAAGAACAGACCGAAUCGCGAAACAAAGACAUUAAAACCAAUUAACGUCACUUUCCCCUUUGCUAUUACACCAGAAGGUCAACAAACUGAAGAGGAAAGUGGAAACGUACAAAUCAUUAGACCGUCAAGCACACAAGACCAAGCGCAACAUGCGAACAGUUUUCACACGAGGCAUUUGCGGCCUAAGCGUUGACUUAUAACUAACAGGCCAACUACUUUAAAUACAAAGUUUUGGUAUUGUUGUUUUCGAGUAGAUGUAAUCAAGCCUUUACAACCUCUAGGAUCUAUGUAAGGGUUCUCACACGACUUCAAAAUAGUGUUGAUAAUUGUUUAAACACGAACAGGGUAUAUAUACGUAAAUACGUUACCCUUUGUGCUAACUGCUAUAUCUAUAUCCAUUACCCCGAACCUCUUAUCGGUUUGAAAUAUCCACAUAGUAUAGUAUUAUAGUAGCGAGUACACAACUUCUGAAUGCAGAAACCAAUAAAUUUAUUAUUUCCUAUUACCACAAUUUGCGGUUUACGACAGUAAGCAUGCAAUGUUGUAUUCUGGUUUAAAACUGCUUACACAGUAUAUAGUAAGCGACAUCGACCGAAUUUGUAUUUUACGUAUUUGCUGUAAUGUAGCGGCUUCAACAUAAUUUAAGCCAAAAACAGGUUAUGUUGUUUCCGAGCACCAUAUGUACAAAAUCAGACUUUACGUUAGCGCAUUUGUGCAUCAUAAGUAAAGCGUAAACUUAAGUAAAUAGGGCUUCAAAUUUGUUACUUGACUACUGUGGUGCAUAGUUUUAAUUAAUCGCAAACCAAUAUCGGAUUACACAUUGAAAAUGGCUGAGAUAAAACCUCAUUAAACACAGCAGCCAAUACAGAUUGUUUUCUUGGUACACAACGACUGACUUUCCAUCCAGUUAGGUCCUACAUAACAAAGUUUAUCGAAGUGAAAUUACAAAGUAUUAGCACAGGAUGUAGCCCAAAUGUGAAUGGUGUUUUGAUGGGUUACAGGAUUUUAGAGAGCAAUUAAAAGCAAGUACGGGGUAAAAAGUGCAUUUCACGGUCGAUCACACUUCGAAAAUUUGCUGCAUAUGCACAGUUAGACAAGGAAAACGCCAAUGCAAUUCGGACCUGUUAAGCUACAGUUCAGUUUUCUUAUUUUGAGUUAAAUUUGAGCGAAUUUAUUUCUUCUUUUAUGUAGUUUAUGAAAAAGUAUUAAGCAAUAAGCGCACUACAUGAACAGCGUUAGGUUGCGAAAAAUUGUUCUAUGUAAUGUACGUAACAGUUUCAUUAAAAUAUAGUAUAUAAACAAAAUUAAACACGCUUUCAGUUUAACGUAUUUGUCUAUAAACGAGCACAGUUUUAUACAUGAAGUGCAUUAAUUUUGUUUAUAGGUUAAUUUUUUUUACAGUAACAAGAUACUACGGAAAUACCGUUAAAAAAUGCCUACAUCUCAUAUACAUGUGCUGUUUUACAAACCAUAUAAAAAGGGAAAUCUGGUAGAAGUUCAUAUUUCAAAACAGCAAGAGCAGAUAUUUUACGACGUCAUACAAGGAGCAUAUAUGCACUACGAAGGCGACUUGGUGAAGGAUAAUUGCAAAGCGCUAUUUGAUCAUCCUAUUUGGAAGUGCAAUAACAACUCGUUGGUUUUCGACUGGUUCAAUGACAACGACCCAAAUACAAAUUAUGACAAACAAGUUAAAGUUUCGGCUGCAAUUGCUAAGCGCUUGUCAGCCUUGGGGUGGACAUUUCUUGGUUGUAAAGCCAACGAAAACGGACAGCACUGGCACUGGGAGCUAAAAUAACGCUCAUGCUUAACUGUAUAAAGUUGUAUUAUAUGUUCGGGUAAGAUGACCAAUGUUUUUUAUUGUCUUUGAUCGUUUCACUUGGUAUAGUAAUCGGACAAUGUUUACAGAAUUAUAUUACCGUAACAGUACAAAUCAAAAGAACGUUGUUAGUAAAAGUAUGGAUUAUGUGCUAACGAUUUUAAUCUUACCCCCACCCUAUACCAGCCAUUAUUUUAUUUUAAAUACGUUUUAUUGAAAGAAUGGUCAUAUGUAUAUAUUUGUCGCUAUGUACUUAUAGUCGAGUAUUAAAACAAAUAUCAAUUAAAAUGUUUUAUUUGCAUUUCCGUUUGCUGGAAUGACAUUUUACUUUGAACGGCUGGGAACCGUUUAAUAAAGUAAAUAUAAGAC